GGCCCAAUUAAAAGCAGACUUUACAAAAUAAAAUUCAAGGAGGAGGCAAAAGUAUCCUUGUAUUCAAAGAAAAUUAAUGAUGAAUAGAUAAAAUAGAUCAAAUAUUUAAAGAGAGUAUAAAGUAUUCUAUAUGAAAUUGGUUGAAAUAGGAAAACUACCCUUCACAGACAGCUCCAGGAAGUGGGUUACUUGAGGCCAGGUGAACAUCAUUGCCUCCAAUCAGACUCCCAACCAGCAGCAGAGCGUCAAAGCUCAAUGACUCAUUUGUUUGACAAGUAAAACACAUGGCUUGACAACACUACUGAAACCUAUUUUAGGGUCUUUUUUGACAAUCAUACAAACCCAGGAAGAAGCUGUCCAUCAUGUUAAAACAUUUUGCUCUCUACUCAAGACUCUUGUUUGCCUUUGCGCUGGUCUGUGCAGCUGUCAUGUCGUUUAUCAUGUGUUCAGAUGCUGCAAGAGCCAGUCCCAUAACAACCCAGGUGGAAAAUGGAGUGAAGCACAAUGUCCUGAAACGACUGUAUACUCCAUACAGUCAACAUCCCCUCUCUACUAGUCUAUCAAUUGAAACUGGACUCCAAACUGGAACUAAUAGUGAAACUGAGAUGAGCAGGAAUUAUAGAGAAGCCUCGUCAAUCAUUGACCAUCAAUCAAACUCUCUACAGCUUACAGACGGUAGCUUUAGUUACAAUCAAAACAUCCCAGAUAACAGACACUCCCAAGUGGGAAUGACUAGAGUGCAGAGUGAAGUGACGCCAGCAAGCAGCAUUUUCACCAGCCACUCUCAGCAUGGAGGACAAAGCUUUGAGAGAUGGCAAUCUAGAGUAAAUUACCACCCUCUCUCUCAGAAAGUAGCCCAAAGUGGAAAUUCUUAUAAUUCAUACCCAGUGAUUAUUAGAAAAUCAUCUCACAAAGAAGCUGCCAGUCCCUUUCAUCAGAGAUCUAGUCCUUCACAAGUUUGGGACCCCACAAAUGCUCAGAAAUCCUACAAAGUUCCUAGAAGUGACUCUCCAAAGGUGGCUGAAGAUAAAACAGUCUGGCAACCCUCUGACUCUUCUCAUUUUUCAUCCCAGACUGGUAGAUAUUGGAGUACUUCACUGCCAGCUCCAAGAGGGCAUUACAGCAGCUAUAAAGAGACAAAUGAGCUCGCUGCGGCCGGGCUGCAGAGUACAUCGAGUGGAAUUCAAUCACGUAAAUUUCUCGGCUUUGCAAGUCAAACUGCCCCUCAUGCACCAUCAAUCAGCAAUAGCUUAGACGCUUCUGUUAUUAAAAGCAAUCCAAGCCCAGAAAAACUGACAUCAUCCAUAACAGGUUUCUACCAGGGGUUGCACUCGGUGAGUAGCAGUGAGACACCAAGACACAAAAAGGUCCAGUCGUAUCUCUUCAAGGACUCCCAGACUUCUUUUGGUGGACAUGAGACAGUUAAUACUGUCACUGGUGAUGGACCCAGCGCUUCUGCCACAACGCCACAUAAGCAAAGGCCCUCUGAUGAAGUUUAUGGCAGGUUUUCUUCAAAUUUUAAACAAUUACAACAACUACAAAGAAAAGACCCGACCAAGGAAGUACAGCAUCUCUCUGAUAAUGCCAAUCCACUGUAUCGUAAUGCUAAUGUGGCCCCAGUAUUUCUCGGCUUUGCAAGUCAAACUGCCCCUCAUGCACCAUCAAUCAGCAAUAGCUUAGACGCCUCUGUUAUUAAAAGCAAUGCAAGCCCAGAAAAACUGACAUCACCCUUAGUAGGUUUCUACCAGAGGUUGCACUCGGUGAGUAGCAGUGAGACACCAAGACACAAAAAGGUCCAGUCGCAUCUCUUAAAGGACUCCCAGACUUCUUUUAAUGGACAUGAGACAGUUAAUACAAUCACUGGUGAUGGACCCAGCGCUUCUGCCACAACACCACAUAAGCAAAGGCCCUCUGAUGAACAAGUUUAUAGCAGGUUUUCUUUUAAACAAUUGCAAAGAAAAGACCUGACCAAUGAAGUACAGCAUCUCUCUGAUAAUGCCAAUCCACUGUAUCAUAAUGCUAAUGUGGCCCAGUAUGGUGCUCAGACAGAUAGUUCUACCAAAUAUCAACGCACCACAGCAGAAACUCUUGCUCAAAUCUCUGUGCAUCCCGCUCCAGGGAAAUACGACACCAUGGAAAGUUUUAUCCCUGUAACUCAUGCAGGUUUCCAGGGUAACUAUGCUACUGGCAGCGAUAAAUCUGUAGUAAGUAGCCUAGUUAAUACAACCACAAGAGGAUCAAUGCAUGCUUACAAACCUGAAAAAGCCAUAAAAAGCAUCUAUGGUUUCGGAGGAUUUAAAAAUCCAUCUGUUCUCUCCUCCAGUGGCACUAAUGAAAGGAACUCUCGACGAUACAGCUUCGACAAAGGAAAGUUUAAAAUCGCAAAUACAUACAGGUCUUUGUCACCAAAGUACAGCUUUGGCCAGAGAGAAGCAUCUACUUCAACUACUGCACCAGCAAAACUUGAGAGGACACCCACAGAUUAUUUUUCACCUUCUACUAGCACUUUAGAUAUCGUCCAAACCAUGACCACUCCAAGGCCGUUCACAUCAGGAUUUAAGGAAGCCCGGCCUCUGCUGCCUGAAAGUGAUGCUGGUAUGGACAGCGACCCAGAUCGUGGACAGUUCAGAAGCUACAGAAGAAUAUAUGGUCUUAAAGGAUUUGGGACUCAACCACUCGAGGGAGCCAAAACUUCAGUUAGUGAACCAGACAAGUCUACCAGAGUCCUGCAAGGUUUUGAAGGUUUUAAACUUAGAAGCUCACAGAUCUGGCAACAGAAAAACAGCAAGAUUCACAGGUGGUACAAUAAAACAGGUGAAACAGAGCCAGGUAGCAGCCAUGUAUCCACGAUGAGUCAAAAUGAGCUAAGCAGUGAAGACCUUAAACCACGUUUAAAGACAGCAGGAAGCACUGAAUCAGUUGCCAGAUUUACACCUGUCAAAAAUAACCGCAAAAUCUAUAGGCCUACUUCUCUGGGAUUUCACCCUGUUCAAAACAAAAUGAGAAAUGCUAGUAACAAAACACACUGGAAGUACAAAGAACAAAAUCCAACUAUAGCAUCACCAAGUCACAGAAUCUCCUCAGCUUAUGUCCUCUCCUCAGCUUAUGUCAGUUCAAGAGGGGACCUCAAAGUUGAAUCCAGCCCAAAAUCAGAUACAAAAAUGGCAAACAACAUCAAACCUGUUGCAAUGAAGGCGAGUCUGUUCAACCGUGCCACCAGCAGUACGGUGAGAGGUAAACGUGUAAAAGGAAAACAAACUAAUGGCAAAAAGCUGAAUGAAUCUACCUCUCUGACCAAUGCAGCCAUAGUCAGGCUGUCCAAGCGGCCUGCCAGAGUCAAAGCUGUCACAUAUGCUGAUAUCCUUGGAAGUGCUUCGUUCAGUGGUGUCACAGCUACAGUCACGCCAGCUGAUAAGGAUUAUUUUCCAAACGCUGCAGCUACGACCAAGCACAAAGAAAGGGUGGCUAAUUGGACCUUAAACUCUGAGGAUGCUGUGCAUAGUAGAGACAACACCAGCAGAGGUCCUGAAGCACAUGCUGAAGACGACAAAGAAGAUUUCAGUAGUGUUGAGGAAAACAACUUGGGUGUUAGAAGUGAAGAUGUUUACAGUGACAUGAAAACAUCUGAUUUAUUCCUGGAUAAUGAUGGAAGUGGAAAUGGCGGUUUUAAUAUUUCUGUUUUUUCAGCUGAUACCACAAAGAGUCAGGGACUUAGUGAGGAUUUGUUAGAGCUAGAUUAUCUACAAAUAUCAACUGGGAACAUCUCCUUCAAGUCAAUGAAACAAUCCAAUACAGAGAAAUGAGUGAAACUUGAUAUGUUAUGUGGAACAAUUCCAAUAAAAGUUGGAAAAGUAG
Messenger RNA from Siniperca chuatsi (mandarin fish), 3855 nucleotides. RefSeq lists its product as uncharacterized. The transcript is spliced from 3 exons. The record is from RefSeq and is a predicted model, not a curated record. Bases 363 to 3803 code for a protein of 1146 amino acids. NCBI's taxonomy places the organism in Eukaryota, Metazoa, Chordata, Actinopteri, Centrarchiformes, Sinipercidae.